GCUCGCCAACGCCACCGUCAAGGACGAAUACUCGAAGGAGCCAGCAGCACGGAGCUCGAGGGACGGCACCAGCGCCCCCGCGGGCGGUAGCGACGGGGGUGCGCACAUCAGUUGCCCUGCGCUCAGCUCGCGGUCAGUCGCGGACCUGUGCCUGGCGGCGGAUGACGUGCAGCAGCGUAGUCGGACCAGCAAACUCCGCGAGGAGUGCGAGGAAGCCGAGGGCAGCGCCAUCUUCGAGCCGAAGGAUCAGGGAACUUCCUGGCCGGCUAGCAGCUUGGUCCCCUUCCUGGCCAGGAUGCGCAGUUCAGAGGUGCCAGCAGACGGCUCGCCGUUUCGCGUCGACUGGGACGGCGCGCGCUGGGCGGCCGCCAGAGAGGUAAAGCACCUCGCCAACAGCCCACUUCACAGCGAAGCCUGGCAGCAGCACUACACCUCCCUGGCGCGAGACAGGGGGCCCAGCCCAUUUCGGCACGAGCUCGCAGUGCUCGCUGACUUCCUGGUGGGCCUCGACGCGGGCGCCUUCGCAACAGCCACCAUCGCUAACCUGGCUCACCAGGGCCCAGUCGCGAGCUCGGGCGGCGAGAUGAUUCUCGAGACUGCAGCAGGUGCGAAUGCGGGGGCUUGGCUCGCCCCCAAGCCAGAGGCCAGCGAGUCACCGCGGGGCCGGCGCGAGGGGCACCACCCGGCAGGGAUGGCCCUGCUUGGCCGCCUGGUCAAG
Molecule: messenger RNA, 718 nt
Organism: Prorocentrum cordatum
Lineage: Eukaryota; Dinophyceae; Prorocentrales; Prorocentraceae
Source: the annotation of a GenBank genome assembly